This is a messenger RNA of Lizanozyma spartinae, 720 nucleotides long. RefSeq lists its product as uncharacterized. The record is from RefSeq and is a predicted model, not a curated record. Gene Ontology annotation, cellular component: Mis6-Sim4 complex. NCBI's taxonomy places the organism in Eukaryota, Fungi, Ascomycota, Pichiomycetes, Serinales, Debaryomycetaceae. The transcript has a single exon. The coding region runs from base 1 to 720 and encodes 239 amino acids.
AUGAGUAACCGAUCGUCAUCUUACAGAUACGUCCAACUGUUCGUGGAGAAACAAAUCAAGCAUCUAAAGGAAGAUGUUGUGUCGCUGGAGCAACUACAAGCGUUGGUGAACGAAGGGGUUAUCACUGAGAAAGUCGCUAUAAAGAUCCAACGCAAACUAAAUGAAUAUAUACGACGAGAAGUAACCGCAAGGUAUAGAGCACAGGAGAAGCAUUUGGUGGUUGAACAAGUAUGCAAAUUAGAACAUGAGCAUGCCCUUUUGGCAUCUACUCAACUCGCUGAGGCUGAGAACGCGUUGGGUCCACUUAGUUUACCUGAUUUCGAUCGGGUUGCAGUUGACGCCGAUAUCAUUCAGGAAUUUGCAAACAUUGUGGAUGAGCUACCGAAGCGAGAGUAUUUGCAAACGGCAUCGACGAUUGAAUAUACAGAUGUGCUUAAUCGAUAUGAACAACUACGAGAUGAUUUGGUGGCAUUGAGAGAUCUGUGGCUGUAUAAAACAGAAAAAUUGGAAUAUCUAAGAAACCUUCGUCGAGCCAUACGGGCUUCGUUGGACUAUGGAGAUGAUUUAGGAGGCUCGGAAGGUGCUUCCAACUAUUUAUAUGAUAGCAAUGAAGACAUGAGUGAUAAUGAACCAGCGGAGGUUCGAACUAGGGAGGAAAUUCAAAGUGAAAUCCACCAGUUUGAAUCAUUAAUACAAUCAAAAAUAUAUCAGAGGAAAUAG